Messenger RNA from Mytilinidion resinicola, 1188 nucleotides. RefSeq names its product FtsJ-domain-containing protein. The transcript is spliced from 6 exons. Gene Ontology annotation, cellular component: mitochondrion. The record is from RefSeq and is a predicted model, not a curated record. Gene Ontology annotation, molecular function: rRNA (uridine-2'-O-ribose)-methyltransferase activity. The coding region runs from base 1 to 1080 and encodes 359 amino acids. Gene Ontology annotation, biological process: RNA methylation. Lineage: Eukaryota; Fungi; Ascomycota; Dothideomycetes; Mytilinidiales; Mytilinidiaceae.
AUGCUCUCCCGCCGCAUCUUCCGCGAGCUGACGGACAGCCUCCUCCUGGGCCCGAGAUUCCAAUCCGCCUGCGCCCGCUGCGCGUCCCUCCAAUGCGCGCCCGCAAACCCCCUCCGCCGCGGGAGGCGUCCCAGUGCGCCCCAGCUCCGCGCGGCCUCCUCAUCCUCGUCCACGCGGUGGAAAUCGCGCCAGGGCAACGACCACUUCGCGAAGGAGGCGAAGGUGCAGGGGCUGAAGAGCCGGGCGGCGUUUAAGUUGCUUGAGAUAAACGAGAAGUACAAGCUUUUCAAGCCCGGGCAGACGGUUGUGGAUCUGGGGUAUGCGCCGGGGAGUUGGUCGCAGGUCGCUGCUGAUCGGACAUCACCUAAUGGCCGUGUUGUGGGGAUCGAUAUCAUCCCCGCCCAACCCCCGCGCGGUGUGUCGACGAUCCAGGGCAACUUCCUCUCCCCGGCUGUUCAGGCUGAAGUGCGCGCGUACGUCCAAGACCCUGGGCUCGGCCGCCCGCGGCGCAGGGCGAUCUCGACGUCUGAUGAGGCGGAGGAGCAUUCGGUCACGGAGGACGAGCUGGAUGAGAUGGAGCGGGGGUAUAUCGAUCUAGAGCGGCACGCGCACCUCGACGGGGCCGAGAACGGCGCAGAGAGUGCAGAGGAGGGGGGGAAAGAGAGGAAGCUGAGCCGCAAGCAGCGGGACGAGCAGCAGGGGCGGGUGGUCGAUGUGGUGCUGAGUGACAUGUCCGCGCCCUGGGAGCAGACGACGGGGUUUUAUAAGAGGAGCCUUAGUGACCCGUAUUACAGGAUGAUGAACACGAGCGGGGUGGCGUUUAGGGAUCAUGCGGGGAGUAUGGACCUCUGCAUGGCCGCCCUCACGUUCGGCUUCGAUACGCUUAGGACCGGGGGCCACUUUGUGUGCAAGUUUUACCAGGGGGCAGAAGAGAAGGCGCUAGAGAAGAGGCUAAAGCGGCUGUUUCGGAAAGUGCAUCGGGAGAAGCCAGAGUCCUCGAGAAGUGAGUCGAAAGAAGCGUAUUUUGUAGCGCUGAGGCGGAAUGAGACGUCGUCGAAGGAAGACGUGUUCCAGGAUUGAGGAAGAGUAGAGUUGGACUACGAUGAGGAAUUACUGCAGGAUAAGACGCGCAUGUAUCACUAGUUGUACUAUAUAUAAGAUACCUGCUGGAAAUGCAGAUUUUAGAUC